AUGGCCUCCAGGGAAUCCUGGGAUCUCCGCUUUUUCUUCCGUUCUACGGCUCCUGCACCUUCCGAAGUUUCGCCUACCCACCAUCCUGAAGUUCCCCAACCUUCUUCUCUCUCCGAGUGUCCCGGAGACGCCCCUGAGACGCCGGACGUCACUGGAACGGCAGAGAGUGCCGUUGAACAUCGUACAGAUAUCGAUUUCAGUGACGGUGGCCCUGGAGAACAUGAUGAUAUGGCCACGUCUUCAGCAGAAAUAUCUGAAAUUGAAUUUGGCAAAACGACAGCAGGUACCAGAAACAGUAGCAGCCUUGGGAAGAUUAGAAAAUUGAAACGUGCAUUACGAACAUUUCACAAAGAGGAGUGGGAAGAUAAAUACCUGGUGACGGUAGAGCACUCAGAGAGUGCAGGCCGUGAAACUCCAAUCUGCAUUCUGUGCGAACAAACAUUUCAGGAUAUGAAGGUGUACUCCUUUCAGCGUCACCUUGACAGGAAGCAUAAAACGCAAAUGGCUGCAAUGCGGAAGUGGUCUGCUGAGCAGAGAAAACGCAUUGUCGAGAAUUUCCACCAGAAACGGGAAUUUCAAAGAAAAAGAAUGGAAAAAGCAACAACUCCAGAGAAGCUUCAGCGUCUUGCUCCACUGAAACUUGCUUACACUCUUGCGAAACACAACAUUCCUUUGUCAAAGUCCUCAUGCAUUGUCGAGUUUUCCCGAGCUGCCGAUCCAACAUCAAAGGUGCUUGAAAAAAUGGCUGCAGGAAGAACAACAAUUACUAACGGGGUAAUCGAUAUACGCGAGAAAGUACUGAUUUCAGAAACAAAAAGUACGAUCUGUGCUUCUCCUUUCUGGUCAGUAGUUAUUGACGAGUCACUUGACGUUACAACUAAGGAACAGAUGAUAGUGUAUGCUCGAUGCAUUGACCUUCAAACAUGCGAAGUGGCUACCAAUUUCUUGUGCCUUCAUCGUCUGUCUGGCCACCCGGAUGCCGAAAAUAUCGCUUCGUCGCUUCUUGAUGUGCUAGGCGAAUCAGGAUUCAAUUUGCCUCUUGAUCGUCUUGUCUGUCUAUCAACGGAUGGGGCCUCAGUUUUACGAUCCCCGAUUAACGGCGUUAUUGCCAAGCUAAGAGAACGUCUAGACAAUCCGUUGCUGCUUUCACAGCACUGUUGCACUCAUCGACUUGUACUCUGUGCUAAAGAUGCUAGAAAAGAACUGCCAAAGUUUGUUGAAAAAACAAUUGAAUCAAUCAUGAACUACUUUCAAGGAAGUGCCGUACGAAGAGACAAGUUUGGAGAGCAUCGAGUCAAAUCAUUGGAAGAUUUGACUGAUCCCGAGGGAGCGUACAUGACGCUAGUUACGUACCAUAAGGUUCGCUGGUUGUCAUUAAGCGACUGCGUGCAACGACUUUGGGAUUUGCUUCAGCCACUUGUAACUUUCUUCGAAGAAGAAACAGGCGACCAGCGAAAUCAACCCAAAGUCAGAAAGUUAGCUGCGGAUCUUCACGAGCAAAUUUCAAAGCCGGAGUUCCAUCUAUAUUUGAGCUUUCUGGAGAAACCUCUUCGCGAUUUGGCUGCUGUGAAUCGCCAUCUUCAAACACGAAAUCAAACACUUUACACAACGUGCUGUGGAAUUCUCGCUCUACAACGUACAUUGAGCUACUACGUGAAGUCCAACGAUGCUGACGGCCAAGAGAAAGAGAGGUCUGUGAGAGAAGCAGUGUCACUUGCUGGAGGAGAAGGUUUCCGCAAACUGCUGAAGGAAACAGAAGACAACGCAUUGCUAAAUACGCGUGAAAUUCAGGCAGCUUUAAAGUCUAUGCACAAUUUUCUUCUGCAGACAGUGGAAAGCAUCUCAAGGCGCUUUUCAGAACUGGAUUUCUUUGUACAAAAAUGUCAGAUGCUGGAUCCGGUAAAUAGACGACGAGUUCAGGCGAAAGAUCUUCAGGCAAUUGCAGUAAAAUUCAAGCAUUCUGCGAUCGACGAAGAGCUAGUGUCACGUCAGGCAGUGACCUAUUCAUUUGACGAAAGUUUGGACUUACUCUAUACAGAACAGUGUGGGAUGUCAGCAGUGAAGUUUUUCAUCAGUCUUCUUCACAACGAGAACUACUGUGAAAUAGGCAAGUUGGCCCUUCUCCUGUAUUCCUUAGCGCCGGAUAGCGUUGAAGCUGAACGUGGAUUUAGCUUGAUGAAUAUAACAAAGAAUUGUUCUCGCAAUAGGCUUGGUCAACGUACGAUAAACGCGAUUAUGGCGAUAGCUUCAGACAGUAGAGGAAUGGACACAUUUCCUUUUGAUAAGGUGCUGAAUAAUAAUGUCCUUUAGUGAUGCUUAUUGUUGAAAUAGAAAACUGAUUACAUUGCCAUUGAUAUUAAUUUGAAUUGUCUUUAAUAUUGAUAUUAACAGUGGCACCGAAAACGCUAUUGGGGCCACAUUUUUGGCACCGGGCAAAAAUUGGACCGGCA
Corticium candelabrum is the source of this 2450-nucleotide messenger RNA. RefSeq lists its product as uncharacterized. The transcript has 2 exons. The record is from RefSeq and is a predicted model, not a curated record. Bases 1 to 2310 code for a protein of 769 amino acids. Lineage: Eukaryota; Metazoa; Porifera; Homoscleromorpha; Homosclerophorida; Plakinidae.